AUGGCUUCGAACCCCCCCGCGCGAUGCUGCACUAUCGGUGUUAAGCAUGAAGGCGAGCCGACUGGCAAGGCAGUUCGUGUUGCAGACAAGCACGAUGCGUACCUCGCGACCCCACCUGCCGACAAGGAGCACAAGGGCGUCGGCAUUUUGAUCAUCCCAGAUGUCAUUGGCAUCUGGCAAAACAGCCAGCUCAUCGCCGAUCAGUUCGCCGCCAAUGGCUACUUGACCUUGCUGCUUGACGUCUUCGAGGGCGACCCCGUGAAAUUGAACCGCCCUGCCGGCUUCGACAUCAUGGAGUGGCUCACCAAGGGUACCGAUGGUAAAACCCCGCACACUAAGGAGGCUGUUGACCCCAUUAUCCUGGACGGCAUCAAGGCGUUGAAGGAGGAAUACGGCAUACAGAAGAUUGGUGCGGUCGGCUACUGUUUCGGAGCCAAGUAUGUUGUGCGGCACUAUAAAAACGGCAUCUCCGUCGGCUAUGUUGCCCACCCCUCGUUCGUCGACGAGGAUGAGCUGGCCGCCAUCACCGGUCCCUUCGCCAUCUCCGCCGCCGAGACAGAUAGCAUCUUCACGAAUGAGAAGCGCCACCGAUCAGAAGAAAUUCUCAAGGAGGUCGGACAACCGUACCAGAUCAAUUUGUACUCCCAGGUCGUGCACGGCUUCGCCGUGCGUGGCGAUAUGUCCAUCCAGGCCGAGAGGUUCGCGAAGGAGCAGGCCUUCCUGCAGGCGGUGACCUGGUUUGACGAGUUCCUCCUCUAA
This is a messenger RNA of Dichotomopilus funicola, 759 nucleotides long. Its product is annotated as dienelactone hydrolase. Lineage: Eukaryota; Fungi; Ascomycota; Sordariomycetes; Sordariales; Chaetomiaceae. The transcript has 3 exons. Gene Ontology annotation, molecular function: hydrolase activity. The record is from RefSeq and is a predicted model, not a curated record. The coding region runs from base 1 to 759 and encodes 252 amino acids.